Molecule: messenger RNA, 1557 nt
Organism: Symbiodinium natans
Lineage: Eukaryota; Dinophyceae; Suessiales; Symbiodiniaceae
Source: the annotation of a GenBank genome assembly
AUGUGUGCGACACAUGCGCAGUGUUCGUCGUCGCAGAGUUGCAGGGAAACAGAUCUGGAACUGCAGCUGCCGCUGCUUCCAAAGCCACCCAGUGCGCGGCAGGCUUUGCUCCUUCGCGAGUGCAUCGUCGAGGGCUUGCUGGACAGGGUCGCCGUGUCCUGCCCGGAUCUGGGCAACCGCGCUUACAUUUGCGCGGAUUUGGGUCGGGAGCGCCCCGUCUUCAUCCACACGUCGUCCAAUGCUUUCAGGCACAGGCCGCACCCCUCCGUCUUGGUCUUCAACGAGAUCAUCUCCACCCACAAACACUUCAUGAGGGACUGUGUCACAGUGGACCCGCUGCAGCUCGCGAAGCGCGCUGCUGCGGGGGGCUGCCCUUUGUUACAGCUCGGAGAGUUCCUCCCUGUUCCAGCACCUCGAUACUUGUCAGAGCAGGACAAAGUGCUUGCUUUUGCCAGCCCGUUGUAUGCUCCAUUGGCAUACUCGCUGCCCACAGUGGAGGUGGAUGUGCCUUCCGAGUCGAACUUUCGCUACAAGGUCUUUGCCAAAGCACUGCUCGAAGGGAUGGUGGUCCGAGGUCUACCGUGCCAGGACAAACUCCUGGCACGCCCGACGUUGCUGUUGCACGCUCCCACGAAUCCAAGGGUGUCAGCCGUGGUGAGCCCACUGUGGCAGUUUCGAGUGGGAUCGCGCAGCCAACUCCUCGCGAAGUGGAGGCCGGUCAUCCUGACAAAGGGCCUGACCCAGGGGACGAGCACAGCGAGCGCUCAGGAUGGAGCUGAGAGCAAGCGCCAGCGAAAGGAAGAUCCCUCGUGGAAGCAGCGAGCGUGGAUUGCGCUGAAUCAUCACCAGAUCCCUUAUGAAUAUGUGGAGGCGCUGACGCUGAAGCUUGAGCCGGGGCAGACGCUCAAGGACGCCAAGGGCUACGAGAAGCAUCCCCUUCUUCUCAAGCACCACCCCUCUGGCCUGGUCCCCACCAUCGUGCGGGCAGAUGAGUCGCAGCCGGCCGUGUACGAAUCCCUUACGUGCAUUGAGUUUGCCGACGACCUCGCUGAGAAAUCCAAGCGAGCUGGCCCCCGCCCUUUGCUUCCAGAGGAUCCAGUGCUGCGUGCUAGGGCUCGAAUCUGGGCCAGCUGGGCAGACAAGAACAUCAGUUCCAACUUCUACGCCAUACUGGUGCCGACCGACGUCGAGAGGCGAAGAGAGGGCCACGCGAAGCUGGUAGCGGCCUUGCAGAAGUUGCAGGACAACCUGCGGGGGCCCUUCUUCUUCGGUGAUGACCUCUCCAUCGUUGACAUCGCCGCCCUGCCAUGGUGCUACCGCAUCUUCACCUGCGGGAUUAUCGGCCGCUAUCGGGAUGCGAGCUUCUCCUUCGACCUGACGGGCUUGGCUCCCUUGCAGGCUUGGCUGGAUGCGUGUCUGGCCUUGCCUGCCGUGCAACAGACGCUGCCAGACCCAGAGAGGCUGGUGGACACCUACAAGCGCUAUGCGGAUGGGACCGCCGAGAGCAAAGUCGGUGCGGCCGUUCGCGCUGGCAAGUCUGCCCAUGAGCAUGAGUAG